Messenger RNA from Hyla sarda, 946 nucleotides. RefSeq names its product enolase-phosphatase 1 (gene ENOPH1). The record is from RefSeq and is a predicted model, not a curated record. The transcript is spliced from 6 exons. The coding region runs from base 16 to 870 and encodes 284 amino acids. Lineage: Eukaryota; Metazoa; Chordata; Amphibia; Anura; Hylidae. Gene Ontology annotation, molecular function: magnesium ion binding; acireductone synthase activity.
UUCUUAGUGCGCAGGAUGCUGGAUGUGGAUCUGCCUCUGCCUAUGUGUGCAGCAGAGCGCCUCCUGAGGGAAAACAACUGCACAACUUACUGUACUGAGGAGAGGAACUCCAACACUGCAGAGGACCACACCACUGCUAACAAUGCUGUAAGGAGACUGCAACCGGGCACCACUGACUGGGAUAUAUUGUUCCCUUAUAUUCAAGACAAUGUUGAAGAAUACUUGCAGAAGCACUGGCAGGAGGAGGAAUGUCAGGAAGAUGUUCUGCAGCUAAGAUUACAGGCAGAAAAAGACAGUGGACUGAAAGGAUUUGUGCCCAUUCCCAGCAGUACAGAACCUGAGUUGCAGGUUAUCAAAGGUGUGGUCGAUAAUGUACUUUGGCAGAUGUCUCUUGAUAGGAAGACAACAGCUCUUAAACAGCUCCAGGGCCACAUGUGGAGAUCUGCAUAUGCUACUGGCAAAAUAAAGGGAGAGGUAUAUGAUGAUGUGGUACCAGCCCUGAAAAAGUGGAAAGAAGCAGGCUUGAAGCUGUAUAUAUUUUCUUCUGGAAGUGUGGAAGCACAGAAACUCUUAUUCGGUUACUCAAUUGAAGGCGAUCUGCUUGAGUUGUUUCAUGGCCAUUUUGAUACCUCUGUUGGACCUAAAGUGGAAAGUGAGAGCUAUAGAAGAAUUGCUGAUGCAAUUGGGUGCAGCACUGAGAAUAUUCUUUUCCUUACAGACAUUACUAAGGAGGCAGAGGCUGCAAGGGAAGCAGGUGUGCAUGUGGCUAUAGCAGUAAGGCCUGGAAAUGCUGCCCUGACAGAUGAAGAGAAGUCAAAAUACCAACUUACUUCAUCAUUUCAUCAGAUUAACCUGCCUACCACACAAUGACCCAAGGUUACCUUAGACAUAACUGUUUUCUUUUGUCGACUGUAAUUAUAGAAAUAAACUAGUAUAUUGCCCUAUU